Labrus mixtus (cuckoo wrasse) is the source of this 852-nucleotide messenger RNA. It is a transcript of the gene armc7, whose product is annotated as armadillo repeat containing 7. The record is from RefSeq and is a predicted model, not a curated record. Bases 85 to 660 code for a protein of 191 amino acids. The transcript is spliced from 3 exons. NCBI's taxonomy places the organism in Eukaryota, Metazoa, Chordata, Actinopteri, Labriformes, Labridae.
UUUUUGAUUCUAUUUUUGUUGGUUUUUCAAAACGUCGAUGUAGUAAAAUCUGGAGUUAAAGCUAAGCUAAAGCUAAAGCUAACGAUGUGGAAGAAGAAACCGUGUGAAGGUUCAGAUCGGUUUGAAUAUUUACAAACUCUGGUCGGUGAGUUUCAGGACACCGACAGUGAAGAGGCAAAGGAGCAGGUGCUGGCUAACCUGGCCAACUUUGCAUAUGACCCAAACAACAUGGAGUAUCUGAAGGAGCUGCAAGUGACCGACCUCUUCUUGGACAUGCUCACUGAGGACAAUGAAAACUUUGUGGAGUUUGGGAUGGGGGGGCUGUGUAACCUGAGCAUGGACCCUGAAUGCAGAGACAUCAUCCUGCAGAACAGCGGCAUCAGCUUAGUCACCAAUUGUCUGUCGAGCCGGAGAGAAGAGACCGUCCUGUCAGCCAUCACCAUACUCAUGAACCUCACCACGGCCUCCUCGCGCUCCGAGAUCACCGACCCGGCCAUCCUGCAGUGCAUGCUGCGUUUCUCUCUCUCGGAGAGCCCCCGCCUCAGAAACCUGGCCGCUGUGUUCCUGCAGGACUGCUGCAGCGAGGAGCAGGUGGCCCGAGCGGAGCAGCAGAUGCAGGGACAACAGAGCGCGGUCGGUAUCCCGCUGCCAAAAGACUAAAGAGACAGCUGGGGAAUUCAUGUGGGAGAUCUUUGAGGACUCUGGAUCUGUUUGCUCUCUAUGAGAGUUUAAGAACUAUUUUUAGCUCAUGACUAAAACGACGUCGACAGUAUGGUUGAACAUUUUGUCACAAAGCCUGUGUCAUAAAUCUGCUAAUUUAAAUGUAUGAAUUACAACCACAAUUUCCUAGUU